UUUUCUUUCCCUUUUACAUCAAUGCUCUCAGUUGCUCUCUUCUGCGUUUCCACUCAAGUUUUCUUUAGUGGACGACGGUCUACUCUGUAUAUAGUAUUGAUCGGGGUGUACUCUGUACACCAUACUACGCCGGAUUUAUAUAUUACUGAAUAGCAGGUAGGGUAGGAACUUUGGAAAAAUUUGACAGAACCCUUGAGGCAAACAAAAACAAUGAAAACAAACAGCCAAAAAGUUCAAAAACAGAAAAGAUAAAAUUAACUCCGCUGGGUCGGAGUCGAACCGACGACACCUGGAUAGCAGACAAGAUAUUACAGUCCAGUGCCAUAAACCAACUAGACGACCAGCGGAAUUUCAUUGGUCAGGAGGCCACGAGAACGGCUUUCUUCCGUCUCGCGCAUGCUGCGCUGUUUGCACUGUUUGCACAAGCAAUACCCGGCAAGAUUACUUGCAAUGAAUCCGUAGUUCAACAACAAUCAGUUUUAUAUCUUUCUAUUCUUUAUCCAUUUUUUGCAUUUCCCAUUACCUGCAUAUAUCAUAUGCGCAAAUAAAAAAUACCGUUCUAUAUAUCUUUCUUGAACAUGAGUUUUGGCGGUCCCGGCGGUCGUGCCGCCAAUAUCAAACCUACACCGCCUGAACGAGGAAGUUUUCCGCUCGAUCACGAUGGAGAAUGCAAAUACAUAAUCUCAUCAUAUCUCAAGUGUCUGAGGAAAGAAGGGGGUGUCAAUGAUGAGCACUGUCGCAAGCUAGCCAAAUCCUACUUAACCUGCCGGAUGGAAAACAAUCUGAUGGCGCCGGACAAUUUUGAGAACUUGGGACUUGUCUUUGAUGAAGGCCAGAAAAAAAAUGGCACGGAAGCCGCUAGUUCCACGGCAUCUUCGGACAGCAAGACUCUUGAGAGCGGGACUCCGGAGAGUAAGAAAUCGUGACAUCGUUUUAUACUAUGCUAUAUAUUAGAGACGGAAGCGGUUACAUUCCGCGUUGUAUUUUGUAUAUAAGACAUCAGUGGCGUUGUUGGCAUUGCCAUUGCUUUUUUUUUUUUUUUUUUUUUUUUUUUUUUUUCCUUUUGGAGUUUACGACUUGUUGCGUCUAAAGAAAUUUAGAUCGAGAUGAAAAACUCCGCUUUUGUAUGAUAUAUCAUUUUCAUUGGACAUAUUCGAAAUCAUAUUUCUGCAAUACGCCAAUUUGCGCUCAUCCGAAUGUGCCUUCGUGGCCGCAUUAUACGCCACAUGCCUUCAUUCCCCGGGAUAGAGACAGUGCUUGCCGAGAGUCAGCCAUAAGUCUAAGGCGCUUAAACUGCCCUUUACUCUAACUUAAUUGUCCCUGACAGUUUCUCGGAGUACGGGUGGGACGUCGUUAGGUUACUAACAUCGUUGAGCGUAGCCUCGAGGCCAUCAUCACCAAGCCAGGUACAGUCCGACAGACGUGGUGUUGAGCAAAAUCAUAUGUUAGAUAUGGGAGUAUCUCUAUCACAGCGUCUCAUUAAUACAACCAUGUCGAAUUAGUCAAUACUCCUAGGUGCCUCCAUGUAGUCAAAAUCACUGUUUUGAGACGUGUAAGAGGUUCUCUUAUAUACAGAAUGUGUUACACGUGACUUCAGUAGC
This is a messenger RNA of Blastomyces dermatitidis ER-3, 1601 nucleotides long. Its product is annotated as cytochrome c oxidase assembly protein COX19. Gene Ontology annotation, cellular component: mitochondrial intermembrane space. Bases 579 to 926 code for a protein of 115 amino acids. NCBI's taxonomy places the organism in Eukaryota, Fungi, Ascomycota, Eurotiomycetes, Onygenales, Ajellomycetaceae. Gene Ontology annotation, biological process: mitochondrial respiratory chain complex IV assembly. The transcript is spliced from 4 exons. The record is from RefSeq and is a predicted model, not a curated record.